GUUUGAAGGAAGCUGUAGGGAAGCCGGUGAGCUUGUGGCAGACAUCCCUUAGGUGUGAUCGAGUGAUAAAGGAAAUGUGGUGCCCUUCGGGAGGGUGUGUACCUACGAGAAACAGGAAGCCGAGCAGCGGCUGCCUGCCUGCCUGCCUGCAGAGGUUGGUAGCCCCGGCGGGUGCAGGUGUGCCGACACGCCGCUCAGCCUCUUCUAUCCAGGCAUCUUGGCAGGCAACGCUCCUCAGCGGCAACAUCUGGAAGAGGCGGGGAAGAGGGGGGGGAAGAAACCCAACCCAAAGCCAAAACACACCACCACCACCCCCCCCCCCCUUAAGAAAAACAGCCCUCCAGGUAGAGAAAUAUGAUGGCCUUGCAGCUGAAAGAGUUGUCACAGUCAGGUCUGUACAGGAGGAGACGCGAUCGCCCUGAUAGCGUGGGACUGCCCGGGUCGCACGAAGAGAAGCUGAGCAACAUGGCCAAUGCUCUUGCAAACGCCAUCUGUGAGCGCUGCCGGGGUGGCUUUGCCCCUGCAGAGAAAAUUGUCAACAGCAACGGGGAGCUGUACCACGAGCAGUGUUUCGUCUGUGCCCAGUGCUUCCAACAGUUUCCUGAAGGGCUCUUCUAUGAGUUUGAAGGGAGGAAGUACUGUGAACAUGAUUUUCAGAUGCUUUUUGCCCCCUGCUGCCAUCAGUGUGGUGAGUUCAUUAUUGGUCGUGUUAUUAAAGCUAUGAACAAUAGCUGGCAUCCGGAGUGCUUCUGCUGCGAUAUCUGCCAACAAGUAUUGGCUGAUAUUGGAUUUGUCAAGAAUGCUGGCAGACAUCUCUGCCGUCCUUGCCAUAACAGGGAAAAAGCCAGAGGCCUGGGAAAGUAUAUUUGCCAGAAGUGUCAUGCCAUUAUUGACGAACAGCCUCUCAUAUUCAAAAAUGAUCCUUAUCACCCUGAUCAUUUCAACUGUGCAAACUGCGGGAAGGAACUUACUGCUGAUGCUCGUGAAUUGAAGGGAGAAUUAUACUGCUUACCCUGCCAUGACAAAAUGGGCGUCCCCAUCUGUGGAGCAUGUAGGAGACCAAUUGAGGGCCGUGUGGUGAAUGCUAUGGGCAAACAAUGGCAUGUGGAGCAUUUUGUUUGUGCAAAAUGUGAAAAGCCAUUCCUGGGUCAUCGUCAUUAUGAGAGAAAAGGCUUGGCAUAUUGUGAAACCCACUACAACCAGCUCUUUGGUGAUGUUUGUUUCCACUGCAACCGUGUGAUUGAAGGAGAUGUUGUGUCCGCUCUGAAUAAGGCAUGGUGUGUGAACUGUUUUGCUUGUUCAACUUGCAACACUAAGUUAACACUCAAGAAUAAAUUUGUUGAGUUUGAUAUGAAGCCUGUCUGCAAAAAGUGUUAUGAGAAGUUUCCUCUAGAGCUGAAGAAAAGACUGAAGAAACUAGCUGAAACUUUGGGAAGGAAGUAAAGACUUCAUCUGCUCUCCUCCUCCUUUGUGAAAAUCCUAUGCAUAUUACUUGGGGGGAAUGGGGCUGUUUUGAGGCUGCAGUAAGGCAACAAAUGAUGAUGUAUGCCUUCUAUCUAAUGAAAUUGUCUUAAGAGUCUCUGUUCUCUACAUGAGAACGUGUGCUUAUUUGUUGAUAAACAUACUGUACUUCUGAACUAACUUAAAUACCCACUCACCUGAAAGGUUUCUGACCCUGAUAAUGAACUGAUACAAGUGGCCCAUUCUGCACAGUCAUCUUGGAAUUUUACAGAGAGAAUUUGCUUCUGAACACCUGUGAAAAGAAAUUGUGCAAAUGCGUCCAACUUUUGGGGCAUGUGUUGUCGUUUAUAUUAAUGAAAGUAUUAACCUUCAUAUUAAGCAUGCACACAAAAUGUUCCCAAGUCAAGUGGCUUGGGCAAGAAUCCAGUAUACUUCUCCUUGUUGGAAAAAAUGUGCUUAGAUUUCAGGCCAAGUUGUCUCAUUAAGGAGCCUUGUUUCUGAUGGUUUGAUCAGAUUUCUAAAUACAGUCACUCCACAAAUGACCUACUUCUUUUAGAUUAUGCUUACAUGAUGAAUCUUUGUACAUCAGGCUUAGCAUGAAAUACGUAUAUAAAAUAUGUAUUCCUAUUGCAAGAAAUGAGCAUACUCGGAACUACUUGAAUUUUGCUAUAAUCCACUCAAAAUAACACAUUAACUUUUAUAUAUGCUUUUGCAUUCUAUUUACUUUUUGUGCCUUAUUCUGCUGGACCAUACAUAACAGUAUUCUAUUAAAUAUAUAUAUAGUUUUAUUUUUUAUUUCAUAUUUUUAUGCAGAAAUAUAUACAAGGUAUUUUCAAAAGACAACAUACUUUGCCUUAAUUAUGCAGGUUGUGAAGUAUUUUAUUUCAAAUGUGAACACCUGAACUUAAAAUUUAGCUUCUAGACUUCAUUGAUUUUCAGAACAGUACUGAAAGUGCGUAUUUCAGUGAACUGGCAAUAUUACUUUUACACCUAAGAGUGUAAAUAUACAAGGUUUGAUCCUGCUAGGAUCUACUUCUAUAGCCAUCCUCAAGAACUGAGCUCACAAAUCAUCAGAAUUCCUUAUAACAUACCUUGAAUUGUUUUAUACUAUUGACUUCUGUCCAUGCAAAUCUGUUUCAUUUUUCCCUUUCUUAUAGAAAAUACAGUUACUUAGGACUUCUUGAUGGUACUACAUUAUGAAGUACGCAUUUUAUUGUAUUUUUUUUAAUUUUUUAUAUAUUAGUGACUUAAACAGAUUUUAUGUAAUUACAUCAUCGGAAGUAAAAUUUUCUUUCCUGUUUAUGAAAAAUUAGUUGCUUUAAAACACCUGCUUUCCAGUGUCCUCAAUAAAGGCUAUGUUAUGAAA
Pezoporus flaviventris is the source of this 2827-nucleotide messenger RNA. RefSeq names its product LIM zinc finger domain containing 1 (gene LIMS1). The transcript is spliced from 10 exons. Bases 355 to 1443 code for a protein of 362 amino acids. NCBI's taxonomy places the organism in Eukaryota, Metazoa, Chordata, Aves, Psittaciformes, Psittacidae. The record is from RefSeq and is a predicted model, not a curated record. Gene Ontology annotation, biological process: cell-cell adhesion; positive regulation of integrin-mediated signaling pathway; positive regulation of substrate adhesion-dependent cell spreading. Gene Ontology annotation, cellular component: cytoplasm; focal adhesion; cell-cell junction.